AGCCGCCGGCCGGGACGCAAUGGCCGCCUCCCGCAAGCGUGCCUUCGCCUCCGUCCUUUUCAUCACGGCGAACGCUUCCUGCGCAGCAGCGCAGACGCCGGGAGGCCCGGGAUCGGACAACUCAAUGAGUUUCUCCGACGUGAUGGCCGUCUCCUUCUUCAUGGCCAUUUUCUUCCCCGUCUUGGUCGUCCUCCUUGCGUUUGCCUGCCUCCGCCUCUUCCGGCCGCCGCCAGACGACCCCCCAGCCACCGAGAACUCUUGGUCGGAGUGGCCGCGCCCGCGCCACAAGGAGGGCCUAGACGCCGCCGAGAUCGCGGCGCUGCCGCUGGUGUCCUACCGUGACGUCAAGCAGCACCGGGCCAGCGACGGCCGGAUCGACCCGCUGGAGUGCGCGGUUUGCCUGCUGGAGUUCGACGACGACGACAGCCUGCGGCUCCUCCCGACGUGCCCGCACGCGUUCCAUCCGCAGUGCAUAGGCCUCUGGCUCGAGAAGCACGUCACGUGCCCGCUCUGCCGCGCCAGCGUCCUCGACCCGCCACCGCCACCGGCGCCAGAGCAGGAGCUGGAAACGCCGGCGCCACCCGACUCGCCGCCUGCUCGCGAUCACGAGACGGUGGUCCUUAUCGAAGACGACCCCAGCCGCAACAUUGAGGAGGAGGAAGACAGGACCGGGAUCCUUGCGAGGACGCGGCGCGAGGCCGGGCGUGAGGCGCUGCCGCGGUCCAACUCGACGGGGCACGAGCGCUGCGGCGGGAUGGAGCGGUUCGCGCCGCGGCUGCCGGAGCAUGUUCGCCUCGAGAUCCUGGUGUCGCACAGGCUGAGGCACGUGACGAGCGCGGUCGCGUCCGUGCGCGUGAGGGAGGGGAGCGCCCACGACCCGGCUGCCGGCGGGAAUUCAGUACGGAGCGCCGUGGCGAGGCUGUUCUCGCUUUUCGCGCCAGGAGAUGGGUGGAGUCGCGACGUCGAUGACAAGUCCGCGGGGUUGCCUCGCCGGCGGCGCGAUGACUCUACGCGGGGAGCCGGAGCAGGAGAGGACAAGAGAAACCAUUGAUGAAU
Hordeum vulgare subsp. vulgare (domesticated barley) is the source of this 1056-nucleotide messenger RNA. Its product is annotated as RING-H2 finger protein ATL29-like. The record is from RefSeq and is a predicted model, not a curated record. NCBI's taxonomy places the organism in Eukaryota, Viridiplantae, Streptophyta, Magnoliopsida, Poales, Poaceae. The coding region runs from base 20 to 1051 and encodes 343 amino acids. The transcript has a single exon.